Molecule: messenger RNA, 1753 nt
Organism: Pieris brassicae (large cabbage white)
Lineage: Eukaryota; Metazoa; Arthropoda; Insecta; Lepidoptera; Pieridae
Product: cytochrome P450 6k1-like
Exons: 6
Coding region: 241-1725 (494 amino acids)
Molecular function (GO): monooxygenase activity; iron ion binding; oxidoreductase activity, acting on paired donors, with incorporation or reduction of molecular oxygen
Source: RefSeq, a predicted model, not a curated record
GAAACAAGUGUCUUUGCUGUAUAAUAUAGUACAAACAUGUAAUGUAUUAUUAGUAUUAUCAAUUAGUAUGGAAAAAAAUUAACAUUAAAUUAAUUUCUUAUAUCAAGUUAAGAAGUGAACAAAACCACACGCCUAUAGUGAGCCUGAGCGUGCCUUCAAAUUAUUACAUAAAAAAACCUUUUUUUAUGUAAUCAGAAUGAUUAUAUGCCUUGCUCGUGAUAAUUGAAAAACACUAUAAAUAUGGAUUUCCUUAGUUUUUUUCUUACCAUCGUGUUACUUUUUCUUACAACAAUUCUGUUUUAUAUCUAUUGCUAUAACCGAUUAAAUUAUUGGAGACGAAAAGGUGUACCACAGUUAACCGACACCGAUAAAAUAUUUGGGGAUUUCAAAAGGGGAAUUUUAUUCCGCUCCCCUCCAGGAUACCACUUUGGUGAACUUUACCACCGAAUGCCUAAAGAUGUACCCUAUGUUGGUUUUUACAUCUUCCAUAAGCCCUGCCUCCUCUUAAGAGAUCCAGAAAUAAUAAAGCAGAUACUGGUUAAGGAUUUUCACAAUUUCUCUAACCGACACUUCGCGGGAUCACAGCAAAGGGACAGCUCUGGAAUGAGGAAUUUAUUUGGGCUUGUUAAUCCCGGGUGGCGAUACUUGAGGAGAAAGAUAACGCCCACAUUCACGAGAAAAAAGUUGAAGCAAAUGCUUACACUGAUGGUUGAUGCUGGAAAACCCAUGAUGGAGUUUCUUAAUAAGAAUAUUAACGAUAAUGGUAACAAAAUAAUCGAUGCACAGGACGUCAAUUAUAGAUACACGGCAGAUCUCAUUGCCAAUGUUGCGUUGGGCUUUAAAGCAGAUUCGUUUAACUGUCCUGAAUCGGAUUACACCAAAUAUUUUAUGGACUUCUUUCACUCGUUUAAGCGGAUGUUCGCUGUGUUUACCGUAUUCUUUGUUCCUGAACUGGUCACCGUUGUUGGCCCUCGUGUACUGUAUGACGCAACAUUUGUGCAGAACUUAUUUUGGAAAGUUUUUGAAUUAAGAGAAAAGAGUGGUAACAAGAGAGGAGACUUUAUUGAUACACUAAUAGAAUUAAAGAAUGGUACCCAGGACCCAGUUUAUAAAUUUGAAGGAGAUAAUCUAUUUGCUCAGUCAUCUACAUUUUUCUCUGGUUUUCAAACUAGUUCUCAUGUCUGUGCAUUCACUCUUAUGGAGUUGGCGAAGAGUAAGGAAUGUCAAGACCGUGCGCGCGAUUGUAUAAAGGAAGCGGUCGCAAAGUAUGGAUGGACGCUUGAAGGUUUCAAUGAGAUGAAAUACAUGGAUCAGGUAAUCUCGGAAGGGGUCAGAAUGCAUCCAUCGGUUCCUAUACUUGAUCGCUACACCCUUGACGAUUAUAAGAUACCAAAUACAGACCUGACUAUCGAGAAGGGAACUCCAAUUUACAUAUCUUUAUAUGGUUUGCAUCGUGACUCAGAAUUUUUUGAGAAUCCCGAUGUAUUUGAUCCAGAACGCUUCAGUAAAGAGAAUAAAAUCCAUGAGAACUAUCUUCCUUUUGGCACUGGACCCAGAAAAUGUGUUGGUAUGAAAGCUGGAAGGUUGUUCGUGAAGGUGGUGAUUUCUAUGAUCUUAUCAGAAUAUGAGGUGUACCUUCAAGCUUCAGAGAAAAUAAAUUUGGACAGACGAGCCACAUUCACAACAGCUGAAAAUGGCAUUUAUAUGACAUUUACUAAAUUAUAACGAAGACAUUAAAAUCUAUUCGUAAUUU